AUGGAGUCAGACAGUCUAAAAUACCAAGGGAGAUGCAAGGAGUUCGGUAACGGAUGCACGUGGUUGAUCCGGAUAGUCAUGCGGAAAAGGAAGAGCACAUGGGAAGUUAGGAGGUACAACGGACCACACACGUGUAUGGCCACAUCAAUUUCGAGCGACCACAGGCAGCUUGAUUAUCAUGUGAUUUGUGCAAGAAUUUUUUCAUUGGUUAGAGUUGAUGCGUCGGUAUCGAUUAAGGUGUUGCAAGAGGCAACAGAGGCAACAUAUGGUUUCAAGCCAAGUUAUCGGAAGGUGUGGUUGGCAAAGCAGAAGGCAGUAGCACAGAUCUACUGCAAUUGGGAGGAGUCAUAUGCAGAUCUGCCCCGCUGGAUCCUUGGGGUCAUGUUAACCAUGGACGGUUCCGUUGCUCUACUGAAGAUCUCCCCGGUUAGAGUGGGUGACCAGGUUGAUGAAGAAAGAGUCUACUUUCAUCGCAUGUUUUGGACAUUCCCUCCAUGUGUUGAGGCAUUUCGCCACUGUAAGCCACUCGUCAGCAUCGAUGGGACACACUUGUAUGGUAAGUAUGGAGGGACGUUGUUGUUGGCGAUUGCUCAGGAUGGGAAUUCGAAUAUUUUGCUUGUUGCGUUUGCACUAGUGGAAGGGGAAAAUGCUGAGUCUUGGUCAUAUUUUCUGUCCAAUCUUAGAAGACAUGUUACUCCACAGGAAGGUAUUCUCGUCAUCUCCGACAGACACAACGGCAUCAAGGCUGCGCUAGAGUCACCAGAUAGUGGUUGGCGACCUCCGCAUGCUUAUAGGGCAUUUUGCAUUCGGCAUGUUGCUGCAAAUUUUGCCCUUACCUUCAAGGGACAAGAUGUCAGAAGGUGGCUGGUUAACGCCGCUUAUGAGAAGACAGAAGCAGAAUUUGACUAUUGGUUUGAUAUAAUGAGGUCAGAGAACCCAGCCAUGUGUGAUUGGGCAAACAGGAUGGAUUAUGAGAUGUGGACACAGCACAAGGAUGGGGGCAGACGAUAUGGUCACACGACGACCAACAUUUCUGAGUGUGUGAAAUCUGUUUUGAAGGGCACAAGAAAUCUACCAGUCGCGUCCUUGGUUAAGUCCACCUAUCUUCGCCUUGCUGAGUUGUUCAUUGUCCGGGGGCAGACGGCAGAGGCACAGUUAGGAUCCGGUCAAAGGUAUUCGCAGGCACUUAUGAGGGCAAUUGACAGGCAACCACUCACAGCCUCCCCAUUGACAGGCAACCCAAGCUGA
This is a messenger RNA of Arachis stenosperma, 1248 nucleotides long. RefSeq lists its product as uncharacterized. The transcript has a single exon. NCBI's taxonomy places the organism in Eukaryota, Viridiplantae, Streptophyta, Magnoliopsida, Fabales, Fabaceae. The coding region runs from base 1 to 1248 and encodes 415 amino acids. The record is from RefSeq and is a predicted model, not a curated record.